AUGUUGAAAAAGUUUAAUUUUCAUGAUAGUUCUCCGGUUAGCAUUCCAAGGGAUCCUUCUUUAAAGCUCUCACCUAAUAAAGGUGUGGCUGUAAGCCAACUUGAAUAUUCAAGGGCUAUUGGAUCUCUCAUGUAUGAUAUAAUUAGCAAUAGACCGGAUAUAGCUUAUGUUGUUGGAAAGCUUAGUAGGUAUACUAUCAAUCUAGGUGUAAGUCAUUGGCAAGCUAUGAAUCGAUAUUUAGUUUUAGAAGGUUAUUCGGAUGCAAGCGGGAUUAACAACUUGGAAGAUCAUUCUUCCACAAGUGGAUGGACUUUUCUGCUUGGAGGAGGUGCCAUAUCUUAG
Molecule: messenger RNA, 342 nt
Organism: Helianthus annuus (common sunflower)
Lineage: Eukaryota; Viridiplantae; Streptophyta; Magnoliopsida; Asterales; Asteraceae
Product: secreted RxLR effector protein 161-like
Exons: 2
Coding region: 1-342 (113 amino acids)
Source: RefSeq, a predicted model, not a curated record